Mugil cephalus (flathead mullet) is the source of this 762-nucleotide messenger RNA. Its product is annotated as ankyrin repeat domain-containing protein 66. Gene Ontology annotation, molecular function: protein binding. The transcript is spliced from 3 exons. The record is from RefSeq and is a predicted model, not a curated record. Bases 7 to 501 code for a protein of 164 amino acids. Lineage: Eukaryota; Metazoa; Chordata; Actinopteri; Mugiliformes; Mugilidae.
CACGAAAUGACCGAGUUGCACCAAGCCGCAGCUGCAGGCGACCAUGACCAAGUCGAGGAGAUUCUGAGGCAACAGCAAUGCAAUCCCAACCAGAGAGACGUGGACUGGAGCCACAAGACGCCUCUUCACUGGGCUGCAGCUAAAGGUCACACAGAAACGGUCCGGAUCCUCGUGGAGCACGGAGCGAGGCCGUGUCUGAGGACCGAGCAUGGAUGGACUCCGGCGCACUUCGCCGCAGAGUCUGGUCAGCUGUCCGUGUUGCGUCUGCUGCACUCCCUCCAUGCGCCUGUGGACAAGGAGGACUGCUGUGGAGACAAACCAGUGCGCGUAGCGGAAAUAUACGGACACAGAGACUGCGUUAGAUUCCUGAAAAAGGCAGAGAUUGAGUGCCAGGCCUACCGCAAGGUAGCAGCCCAGAAAGGGAUUUCAUUGGAUGACACAGAUGAGGAGUGGGAAGCACAGAACAAAGAAAAUGAACAGAAAAGUAACAUUCACACAUAGGUUCUAAAACAUCAUUACACAACAGUAUGUAGAGUUAAUUAACCUUAUGUUCUGUUUCUGUGGUAUUUAACUGUAAAAGUAAAACAAUAACAUAAUCUAAAAUAUAACAUUGUUUACAGAUAUAUUUACUAUUAGUGUACACAUGUAGUUCGUUUUAAAGCUGCAAGCGGAGUACAUGAGUAUGUAAUUAUAUUGUAUAUAUGUACAGUAUAUGUAUAAUGAAGUCACUGGUGAAUUAAAACAAUAACAUAAUCAAAGCCA